AUGGCACGCCCAUGGUCUUUUGUAUGUCGCUGGCAGACUAUCUUGGCUUUACUAUCAGGCGUUUUCAUUUCCACUGCAAUAUCCAUCCCAGAUGGUACCAAUGCGUAUGGCUCGUUCAUUUCUCGCGAUGUCAGAGAAGCAGUGCCAGACUAUGUGAUUCAUCAUGCGCCACUGAUAUGGCUACACUCAGACGACCCAUUUCGCCCGGCAGAUAUACUCGAACAUGUUCGCCAUACUACGCCGAUGGUGCACAUGGAGCCCAUCAGGGGACUGCCACAACUUGAUCUCGACAAUUUGGCGCUGCUCAACGAUUAUUGGAACAACGGUCCAGUUUCACUGACUGCAAAUGGCGACAUCACCAGCCUUCCUGCUUGGCUUCUUGGAGAGACGCCAGACGAGUCGGGAAAGCUCCACAAUGCCACCUCUUGCGUUGUCAUCACCGUCGAUCGGGGCUCAGAAGAUCUGGAUGCCUUUUACUUCUACUUCUACUCGUACGAUCAAGGGGCAAACAUCACACAAGUUCUACCACCUAUGAAUGGGCUGAUAGAAGACACUGAGCACGGGAUGCACUUUGGCGAUCAUGUUGGUGACUGGGAGCAUAAUAUGAUUCGAUUUCACGACGGGAAACCUACCGGUAUCUAUUACAGUCAACACUCUUCGGGCUCUGCCUACAAAUGGGAUGACAAGGCCCUAUCCGUGGAGAAUGGCCGGCCCAUAGUUUACAGCGCAUGGGGUUCUCACGCGAACUGGGCAUCUCCUGGAGAUCACGUUCACGACUCGGUCUUGUUAGACUACUGUGACGCAGGUCAAAUUUGGGAUCCUGUUUCCUCAGCAUAUUACUACAAUUUCGAUCCCGAAACGUCGCUAUUAACGAGCAUAUUUCCAGCCGGCAUGGAACGUUCCACCAACCUGACAUCGUUCUUGUACUAUUCCGGCAUAUGGGGAGAUUUUCAGUAUCCCGACGACCAUCCACGCCAGAAGAUUGUGCCGUAUUUCGGCCUGAAGCGAUACGUAUCCGGCCCGACGGGACCGACCACGAAGCAGCUUGUCAGAAAAGGACUUUUCCCCGACCACCCAGAGAGGAAGAAUUUUUUGCAGUGGGGAGUUAGCAUAUUCAUGUCGCUGUAUCCAUGCUGUUUUCGGGGAUGGAGAGCCUGGAUUUCUGGCAUCGCCUUCAUUGGGAUAUUGAUCUGCUUUGUCCUUGGGAUCAAACGCUCUUUGAAAUGGGCCAGGGCGCGUAAAGAGGGAUACAAGAAGAUCAGCACUGAAGAAAGCAUGCCAUUGCGGGAACUAGAUUACCUAGAGGACAGAAGUUCAAAUCAUCGGGACUGAGAGAAAGGGCUUAGAGCGCCUGCUCCGUGAUGCGAAUCUCGGACGAUUAACUGACGGAUUCAGGCGAGGGUAGUAUUCAGCGCCAAAGAUCUUUGGCUUGAGUAACUUGUAACAUAAUUAGAUCUAGUAUGAAUCACAUGCA
This is a messenger RNA of Colletotrichum acutatum, 1474 nucleotides long. RefSeq lists its product as uncharacterized. Bases 1 to 1332 code for a protein of 443 amino acids. NCBI's taxonomy places the organism in Eukaryota, Fungi, Ascomycota, Sordariomycetes, Glomerellales, Glomerellaceae. The transcript is spliced from 5 exons. The record is from RefSeq and is a predicted model, not a curated record.